UUUGUCUUAGAUCACAUUUUACAUAGUUUAAGAUCUAAGACAUUUGUAUCUUGUAUUGAACUCUUUAGUCAUUAUUGAUUAGUUCAUACAUUUUUUACAAUUCAUGUUUCUUAUAAAUGUGUAUUUCUAAAAUUUUAAAACAAGAUUAAUAGCUAAAGAAAUCUAUUCUAAAAUGAACUUGAGGUGUCAAAAAAUCAAAAACUAUGCGAAAACUGUUUUCAACAGUUAUUGUUCUAGUAAUGAAUUACUCUAUGCUACACAGAUCAAAAAUACCACAACAGUGUGUACUAAUCACUUGACUCCAGAAAUUAAGUUGUAUUUGAUAAAUGAUCAAUGUAAAUUAUGGCACUUACCUGUUGAUCAAUGUCCAUUUAAUGAUCCAUUUUGGGCAUUUUAUUGGCCUGGAGGUCAAGCUAUUUCCAGAUUUAUAUUAGACAAUUAUCAAUAUGUCAAAAAUAAAACAGUAUUAGAUGUUGGUAGCGGUAGUGCUGCAUGUUCUCUUGCUUCAGCUAUGGCAGGUGCCAAUGAAGUAACAGCUAAUGAUAUAGAUCCUGUUGCAUGUGUAGCAGCCAAACUCAAUGCACAGUUGAAUGGUGUUAAAAUAAAUAUAUUAUCCAAGAACAUUUUAUUUGAUGAUUGUUCAAAUUGGGAUGUUAUCAUUGUUGGAGAUAUGUUUUAUUCGAAUGAUAUAGCUGACGUAUUGUGGAAAUGGCUAGAUUCAUUACGUGUUUGUGGGAAGACUAUACUCAUUGGUGAUCCAGGUAGACAUUGUUUUAAACCUAAUCAUCAUUUACAAGAACGUUUAAAAAAACUUGAAGAAUACAAAUUGACAGAAAAUUGUUGUUUAGAAAAUCGAGGAUUCGCAACUGCAUCUGUUUGGAUGUUAGACUGAAAUUAUUAAGAGUUAGAAUUAAAUUAACAUUUAUUUUGUACAAUAUAAUAAAAAAUUUGUCAAAAUUUAUAAGGUA
Molecule: messenger RNA, 968 nt
Organism: Sipha flava (yellow sugarcane aphid)
Lineage: Eukaryota; Metazoa; Arthropoda; Insecta; Hemiptera; Aphididae
Product: electron transfer flavoprotein beta subunit lysine methyltransferase-like
Exons: 3
Coding region: 173-892 (239 amino acids)
Biological process (GO): peptidyl-lysine trimethylation
Cellular component (GO): mitochondrial matrix
Molecular function (GO): protein-lysine N-methyltransferase activity
Source: RefSeq, a predicted model, not a curated record